This is a messenger RNA of Didymodactylos carnosus, 1209 nucleotides long. Lineage: Eukaryota; Metazoa; Rotifera; Eurotatoria; Philodinida; Philodinidae. The record is from the annotation of a GenBank genome assembly.
AUGAGUUUAGCACAUUUAUCUUAUCCUUCAACAACGUCAGCUCGUAUGAAUUUUUCAAAUGCAAAUUUAUUUCAAACAGCCGCCCAGGCAGCAGCAAAUUCAUCAUUUAAUCCACAACGAACAACAUUUGCCAUACAAGAAAUAUUGGGAUUAUCAGAUCCAUUUGGUGGUGGUAGAUAUGAUCCGAUAAGUUCCUAUCAUCCACGAAGUUAUUUGGAUACUGUGCCAUCAUAUUCACAAACAAAUUUUUCUUCAUCUUCAACUUCUGCCGCUCAAGCAGCAGCCGCUUACAGUGCUUAUUUAUCGAGAUCAAGUUUUCUCCCACAUCCAUUCGUAACAGCCGCCGCUAAUCAUAAUGCAGGAGCCAAUCACAAUGAAAAUUCACCAGCAACAAAUGGAACAAAUUUUUUUAAUUUUUCACCAUCAUCGAUGACGACAAAUUCACAAACAACAUUGGAUUCAUCACAAGAAAAUCUUGAUCGUGAUAUUGUUUCGGGUUGUAUUGAUGAUUCAUACAUUAAAUCCUGUAAGAAAAAGAAAUGCAAAAGACGACAUAGAACCAUUUUUACUAGUCAUCAAGUAGAAGAACUGGAAAAAGCGUUUAAAGAUGCACAUUAUCCCGAUGUGUUUGCUCGUGAAGUAUUAGCAUUAAAAACAGAUUUAGCCGAAGAUCGAAUACAAGUUUGGUUUCAAAAUCGACGAGCUAAAUGGCGAAAAACAGAAAAAACAUGGGGCAAAGCAACUGUGAUGGCCGAAUAUGGUUUAUAUGGUGCCAUGGUCAGACAUAGUUUACCAUUACCAGAUACAAUUGUUAAAUCAGCUAAAGAUGGUAUCGAUAGUUCAUGCGCACCGUGGCUAUUAGGUAUGCAUCGAAAAUCACUGGAAGCCGCUGAACAAUUACGAAAUAUGAAACAUGAAGUUGAUAAAGACUGUACAAAUUCAAAUUCUACAUCAAAAGACGGUGAUUAUUGUACAACAAAUCCUGAAACAUUUCGUAGUGAAAGUAUAGCCGUAUUAAGAGCAAAAGCACAAGAACAUACUGCUCGUACUGUCAUUCAUCCGUCAUACAAUGGUGAAGAUCACAAUGGUCGUGUGACACCUUCAUCCAAUGAAUAUCAUUCCGACGAUAAUUCAACAACAAGUAUAAAUGAACAUAGUCAAGAUAAUAAUAAACAUUCAACACGAAAACGUUCAAAUAAUUAUCAUUAG